UCCCGAUUGAGUUUUUAGCUGAAAUUUGGUAUGAGUAAACUAGACUUGAUGAAUAAGAUGAUUAAAAAAUUUCAUCAAAAAAUUCCACCGGGAACCACCCCAAAUGACGACGGACGGACAGAGACUCCUAAAUAAGGGCUUAUUUGACCUUUUUUGGUUAGUACAUGAGUCUAUUUGCACCUUUUCCCAUUAAUUAAUAUUCAAGGAAGAAUAUUAAAGAAGAUAAAUCCUACUAUAACUAAUGUCAAGAUGUUAACUAAUUGUCAUCUUAGAACACUCCCCAACAUUAAUAUAGAGGAAGAAAAUAAAUACUACCAUAACUAAUGUCGAGAUGUUAACUAAUUGUCAUCUUAGCAACACUCCCCAACAUUAAUAUAGAGAUAGUAUUAAGGGGAAAAUAAAUAUUCAAGGAAGAAGAUUAAAGAAAAUAACUCACAACUUACAAUUCAUUAAGCUUCGAAGUGGCAAAACCAAGAUGGAAGAGUUUAGCUCCUCAUUUGGAGACUAAACAUGAUAGAAAAUAUAAAGAAAACACUAAUCUAAACUGAGCUAAAGAGUCUAUGUGAAUUGAUGAUUUUAUUGGGAAGAAAAUGAGUGUAUUUAUAGGCUUUUGAGAGCUGCAAGGUCUGAACCAGGUAUCUUAGAAAAUUGCCCAGAAAGUCACGUUUUUGGGCAUACCCGAUCGGGUAUGUGACAAAUCUUCACAAAAAAAUUCUCCCACAACCAUUUGUUCCCGGAUUUGAUUCGGACAUUCGAAUCAAGCAAAUAUCCGAUCGGGUAUAGGCAAUACCCGACCAGGUACAUAGAUAUUUUUUCCAAAUCGAAAUCUUUCUUACCUUCUUGCACUUUCCUUGAUCUUUUAAGGUCCAAUCUUGAUCUCUUGAAUGAUCUUUGACCUGUUUAGCUCAGAAUAAUCCUAAUCAAUGUUCUAAAAGGCGCUAGGCACUAGUCGGGCGUUAGCCCAGCGCCUAGCGCCUAGACAGCUAGGCGGGCGCCUAGUCGGGGACUAGUCGGAAACAUAGAAAUUGCAUAUUUAUCUAUAUUUUUGCAUAAAUAUGAUAAGUAAUAUUAUGUUUUUGUGUGUAUAAAAUACAUUUAUACAUAUACAUUAACCAACAUGAAUGAUCGAAUUAUCACAUUUAAUCAUACGUAGUACGAAGUAUAUGAUAACUAUCAUGCAACUAAUCACUUAACUUCAUUAGAUAAUAAUUAUGUUAUAACAUAUAUAGUUUUAUCUUAAUUUACAACUUCAUUUCUUUAUAUCCAUGUCUAAAGCUAAAGUACGCAUAUCGCUAAGAAAAUUAAAACUAAAACGUAAAGUAAUGUUCAGCGAAUCUAGACGGCCUAGGCGGCCGAUUAGGGGCCCUAGACGGGCAACUAGGCGCCAUAGGCGGCCGACUAAAUCACCUAAAUGACAAACCAAUUAGUCGGAGCGCCUAGACAAAAAUCGGGGCACCCAUCCACCGCCUAGCGCCUAGGCGGGGACUAGUUGGACGCCUAGAACGAUUUUUAGAACAGAGAUCCUAAUCUAAACAAAUUACAAAUAAAAAAUGAAAAUAAAGUAUUACACCAAAAGUGUGUAAUUCCCACAACUAGAACUAAUAAAAACUAGUUAAAAAUACAAACAUACAAUCAGAAAUUACACGAAUAUCAAGUAUAUGGACUCGGACCCUCGGUCUCAUGACUAUUGGGCCCAUACAGAGGCCCACGUACGCUCAGUAGAUAACAUUUCCAUUAUUGUACAUUAUUAUUAUUAUCAUUCGGAUGUUCUAGAUUAGCUUUUUAUAUUAUCAGUCCUUUUAUGUAAUUGGGUCUGCCAAUCCCAUAUUAGAGGCCCAGACCCGGAUUUUCCCAUAUAUACUCCCCUUGGGAGCUUGUAAACCCUAAUUUAUAUUUCAUACGUUCAACACUAUUCAUCUUCUUCUCCACUUUCUAGCUCAUUCUCUCCAUUUAUUAUAUGUUUGGAUAACCUAUUAUCCAUCAAUAUUGCGGUAAUGUAGAGUAGUAACAUUGGCAUAAAAUAUAAUAUAUUUAAUUAGAUGUAAAAUAAUAACAUUAUUAAAUCUAAAAAAAAAAUUAUAAAUAAAUUUCUAAAGUGGAUGAGAAGAGAAUUAAUAUUGGCCGAAGUGCAUUGAUAUGUUAACGUACGUGCAGUAAUGUCGAGCAAUAACUGCAGUAUAAAGUGCAGUAUUUUUAAUUGGAUGAAAAUAGUAUAAAAUGCACAUUUUUCAAACUAGGGUAUUUUGGUCAUUAAACAUUUUAGUAGGAAAGAAUUUUUCUUUUUCUUUUUGCUUUGUAGUCAUAUAAAUCUCUAAAAACAUAACUAGUCAUAUUUAAAAAAUUCAAUAUGUUUUAGUCAUAUUUAGGAAAUUUCUUAUCUUUAAACUAACUAACAUCUAUAAUUAAAGCAUAUUACCUUUUUGUUUGCAGUUGGCCCAAAAGACAGGUCCAAUUCUUCAAUCCCAUUUCUUGUGAGUAAAAGUAACCACUCAUCAAAAUCAACCCUGGACCUUUUCGAAACUCUAUUAUGUUUUUUUUUUGCAGUUGGCCCAAAAGAUAGGUCCAAUUCUUAAUAAAAGUAUAUUACCUUUAUUCAUAAAUAAAAGCAACUAAAAGUUUUAUAAAUCGCAAAAAGAAUCAAAUUCGAUAAAAGUUUUUUUUAAAGUUUGAUAUAUAAGGUAAGAGAUUAAAAAUCUUUACAUUCACCAGAUAAUAGUAGACAUGAACUUUUGUAUGGGACGAAGGUAGUACCUAUUAAAAUUUUCAAAUGAAAAAUUAUGAGCGAAAAACUAAAUUGUAGUUAGUAGUUUAAACAAGCUAAAUUUGAAUACAAUCAUGUAAACCUACUUUUAAAUUACUCUUGAGCUUAAAAAAGGCAAAAACUAAAGCAACAACAAAAGAACUAAAGAAGUGAAGUACAGAUUGGAACCCUUGCAGCCCAUUCUACCGAUCAAUACCACGCAUGAGUACAACGUCCAAUCUGCUACGGAUGUCAUUAGUUAUCUACUCCUAAUUACGGAGUAAUUUUUAAGAUACUUAUAUUAAAUAUAUAUCUAUAUGACUAUAUGUAUAAUUUUAUAUUUGAUAUAUAUAUAUAUAUAUAUAUAUAUAUAUAUAUUUUCCCACCUAUAUAUAUAUAUAUAUAUGGGUUGAGUGGGGACAGUUGCCCUCCUUCCCCACGGAGGAUCUGCCCCCUGAUCAUAAGUUUAUAACUCAAUAUAUUCAUCUAUUUAUAGACAUAUGAGUUUGUUUCCUAAACUAACUCUAGCUUAUAGUUUGAGUCCAAAGAAACCUCCUAAAAUACUAAUUCCAAAUUAGGAAAGUUCCAUCAUAGGAAAUGAUCAACAAGAUCAUUACACAUUUUCUCAACUUGGAAUUCAACAAUUGGUCUUAAGCUAAAGGAGUUGGUUGGACGACGGAUUGAAUUGAUGGGCAAACCAAGGUUAAAUAAUCAAUAAUUUCACUAAAAGAAACAUAUGCCAACUAUUAUUAUAGAAUAGAGGUUUUAAAAAGUUCAAUUACGUAGUAUAUUUUGAUUAAAAAGUUCUAGCUUAUUGAUUAGAACUUGAGAAGUUUUACCUAUUUUAUGCAAGUGAUUACGUACAAUUACUGAUUACAUUAACAUAUUCGUUGUUAGGUUGGUUUUGAAUUGGAUAAAAACUACGUAUCAAUAAAUUAAGUGGGUUUUUUAGUGUAAUAAAUGAAGUAGUCUUUUCUAUGAUACUAAAUAAUAAAUGAAGUGGUUGAAAAAAGGGGACAACUGUCAAAUAAGCCCUCAUAAUAUAUCAAAAAAGUCAAUUAGACUCUCGAACUACAAAAACACCCAAAUUUAUAAUUUAGCCUGUUAUCAUCCGGGAGUAGUCUUCCGGUCAGGUAUACCUGACCGGAGCCCCGUCCGGCCUCCUCCAUUUGGGGGCCUUCCCGGUGGUAUUUUUUGCUCCAAUUUUUUGUGUAGGUUCCUCAUCAAGUCUAGUUCAUCCAUACCAAAUUUCAGCCAAAAAUUCAAUCGGGAAGGUCGUCAAAUGAUUUUUGCAAGUUAACUGGUCCGGAAAAUACAUAACCGAGAAUAUAAUGAAAGCAAGAAUCUAGAGAUUCUCCGCAACUCAAGUCGCACAACCUGGGAUUGACGGAGGUGAAAGAAACUUGUUUACGUUUCACCGGGUGCUAAGUUGGGUUCGGACUUUAAUCCGGGAGCGAAUUUUAAAUUUAAUUCAUUGCUUAAUCGAUUCCAAAAGGUGGUUAAUUAUCUUCUCAAUCUACGUGGGAUGUGAGGAAUUUUCGUCGUCGUCUAGGUAAGUUGAGGCGAUGGUGGUGAGGCCUAAUAAGAGGUGGGGGACCUGGGAGGAGCUAAUCCUGGGCGGUGCCGUUCUCCGGCAUGGUACAGAUGACUGGAACGUCGUCGCUUCGGAACUUAAGGCCCGGACUAUCAACCCUAACAGCUUUACCCCCGAGGCUUGCAAGGCAAGAUACGAGAGGUUGCGGAAGCGGUAUACUGGAUGCAGUUUUUGGUUUGAAGAGCUAAGAAAGAGACGAAUUGAGGAAUUGAAACGGGAAUUGAAGAGAUCUGAAGGCUCCAUUGGAUCUCUCAAGACAAAAAUAAAAUCUCUAAAGGCUGAGAGAGACCUUUCCAGCCAAACAGGAUUACCCGUUCCCGUGGUAAAAUUAGAGGGCAUUCAAUUAUCCGCUGGCAGCUUCACCAAAACUUUACAACCCAACGAGUCACACAGAUGUCAAGUUCAAGCUUUAACAUCGACUACCGAGACUGAGUCAAAUAGUAAGAACGGAGGGGGGAUGAUAAGGAAGAGAAGGGGUAAGAGAAAGAGAAAGGACGUGGUAUGGGAUUCAAAAGAAGGGAGCAUUGGAGAGAGUGGGAACAUGUGCUCUACGAGUGGUGUUUCUUUUUCUCACAGCAAGGAAGCAUUCAAUGAUGGAUGUGGUGAUGAUGAGACUAGAAGAGGAGUUUCUGGUCGCACAAAAAAUGGUGGGUUGAUGGAUAUCUUCAAUUCCAUUGCACAGAGAGAACCUGCAUUGGUCUUUAUGCAUCGUCUUGAUAGUCAGAAGAGAGCAAGAUACAAGAAAACAAUCAAACGCCAUAUGGAUAUGGAAACUAUAAGAUCAAGAAUUGUAACCCUUUCCAUCAGGUCCCCCCUAGAACUCUUCAGAGAUUUGCUUUUACUAGCAAACAACGCUGUAAUAUUCUACUCAAAGAGAACGCGGGAACACAAAGUGGCACGUGCCCUUAGGGAUCUUAUCACAAAAACAUAUCAUCACAUGCAGGCUCACAACAAAGACAUAACAACCUCUGUUGUGCCAAAGGUACGCAGUUGUGCCGUGAAGCCGCGUAGUGCCAGGCCCCGCCCUAGCAAGCACAGGAGCCCAGCCGUUGUGUUGGAAACUAACACAAAUGCUGCUUUACUCAAAGAGAACGUGGGAAAGGAAGGGGGGCUAAUUAAGAAAACACCUGGGAAGGCAAAGCGUGUAUUGUUGGUGAACGAUAAUCAUGUUUCGCGCCAUAGAGAAUUUGGAAAAGAAGGCUCAUCAUCAUCACUACAUAAAACCGUGCCAAAGGAAGAGGUAGUUGUAGUUGGAUCUAAUAUGAAGCCUGUAGUGAAGAAAAGGAAAGUUUUUCCAAGCAAAGGUUGAGUUGAACUAAUUCCUGCCAAUGUAAUUACUGGGUUAUUAGUCCAACUAUUCAAUCAUGUCCUUUUGUUCUUCCUUUAGCUCAUCACCCG
Molecule: messenger RNA, 5732 nt
Organism: Cuscuta epithymum
Lineage: Eukaryota; Viridiplantae; Streptophyta; Magnoliopsida; Solanales; Convolvulaceae
Source: the annotation of a GenBank genome assembly